Microtus oregoni (creeping vole) is the source of this 7830-nucleotide messenger RNA. Its product is annotated as multiple epidermal growth factor-like domains protein 10. The coding region runs from base 530 to 3979 and encodes 1149 amino acids. Gene Ontology annotation, cellular component: membrane. Gene Ontology annotation, molecular function: protein binding. The transcript has 25 exons. The record is from RefSeq and is a predicted model, not a curated record. NCBI's taxonomy places the organism in Eukaryota, Metazoa, Chordata, Mammalia, Rodentia, Cricetidae.
ACCGUGUCGGGCACCGCACUACGCUAUAACUCUCUCAAGUCCCGCGGUGACUCCAAGUUUGCUAACUUCGUGUUUGGGUCACUGAAGGGGUUCCAGGAGUCCGGCCAGAAGGAGACUUCAGGUUUGGAGGGAUUGCGAGCGAGCGACACCCCUCCCUCCUCCCCAGAGGCCACUGUCCCGGAGGCAGCAGCUGCAGCAGCGGCAACUGCUCGCAUCCCAGUCCGGCUCCGGUUACUGCUUUCCUCCUCCAGCAUCUCCAGACAGACAGGGAAAACCUUGUUCAAGUUUGCUGCAGGACCCGGUCUGUGUGCGAAACUGGGGCUCGAGGACUGGAACCCCUUCCCCGAGCCCCCAUCUUCCGAACCUAAACAAGGGACACAAACAUCGUUUUCUCCUGGGACUCUGCUUGGAGGCCAGCGGCGCUGUUGAGAACAGAUUUUGAAUCUGGGCUGGAGUGGGUGAAGACCAGUGGAAAACAGGUUGUGCUGCCAAUCACAGCAUCUCGGGACCCGAUUGUUCUAUCAAGAAAAUGGCCAUUUCUUCAAACUCAUGCCUGGCCGUCAUCUCCUUGUUGUGUUGUUGGAUGAGGACAGCAUCCUCUCUGAACCUGGAAGACCCCAAUGUGUGCAGCCACUGGGAAAGCUACUCGGUGACUGUGCAGGAGUCAUACCCACAUCCCUUUGAUCAGAUUUACUACACGAGCUGCACCGACAUCCUGAACUGGUUUAAGUGCACACGGCACAGAAUCAGUUACCGGACGGCCUACCGCCAUGGGGAGAAAACUAUGUAUAGGCGGAAAUCGCAGUGCUGCCCCGGAUUUUAUGAGAGCCAGGACAUGUGUGUCCCUCACUGUGCUGAUAAAUGUGUCCAUGGCCGCUGCAUCGCUCCAAACACCUGUCAGUGUGAGCCCGGCUGGGGUGGGACCAACUGCUCCAGUGCUUGCGACGGUGAUCACUGGGGGCCUCACUGCAGUAGCCGGUGCCAGUGCAAAAACAGAGCUUUGUGCAACCCCAUCACGGGGGCCUGCCACUGCGCUGCAGGCUACCGUGGAUGGCGCUGCGAAGACCGCUGUGAACAGGGUACCUACGGGAAUGACUGUCACCAGAGAUGUCAGUGUCAGAAUGGAGCGACCUGCGACCAUAUCACCGGGGAAUGCCGUUGUUCACCGGGAUACACUGGGGCCUUUUGUGAAGAUCUUUGUCCCCCUGGCAAACAUGGGCUACAGUGUGAGCAGAGAUGUCCCUGCCAAAAUGGAGGUGUGUGCCAUCACGUAACUGGAGAGUGCUCUUGUCCUUCUGGCUGGAUGGGCACAGUGUGUGGUCAGCCCUGCCCUGAGGGUCGCUUUGGAAAGAAUUGUUCCCAAGAAUGCCAGUGCCACAACGGAGGAACGUGUGACGCUGCCACAGGCCAAUGUCAUUGCAGCCCAGGAUAUACGGGGGAACGGUGUCAGGAUGAAUGUCCUGUCGGGACCUAUGGAGCUGGCUGUGCGGAGCCCUGCAGGUGUGUUAACGGAGGGAAGUGCUAUCACGUGAGUGGAGCAUGUCUGUGUGAAGCAGGCUUCGCGGGCGAGCUCUGUGAGGCGCGCUUGUGUCCCGAAGGGCUGUACGGCAUCAAAUGUGACAAGCGGUGCCCCUGCCACCUGGACAACACUCACAGCUGUCAUCCCAUGUCUGGAGAGUGUGGCUGCAAGCCGGGCUGGUCUGGCCUCUACUGUAAUGAAACAUGCUCUCCUGGAUUCUAUGGGGAAACUUGCCAACAGAUCUGCAGCUGCCAGAAUGGGGCUGACUGUGACAGCGUGACGGGAAGGUGCGCCUGCGCCCCUGGAUUCAAAGGAAUUAACUGCUCUACCCCGUGUCCUCUGGGAAGCUAUGGGAUAAACUGUUCCUCUCGCUGUCGCUGUAAAAACGAUGCUGUCUGUUCUCCUGUGGAUGGCUCUUGUAUCUGUAAGGCAGGCUGGCACGGGGUAGACUGUUCCAUCAGCUGCCCCAGCGGCACUUGGGGCUUUGGCUGUAACUUAACAUGUCAGUGCCUCAACGGGGGUGCCUGCAACACCCUGGAUGGGACCUGCACCUGUGCGCCUGGAUGGCGAGGGAAGAAAUGUGAACUUCCCUGCCAGGAUGGCACAUACGGGCUAAACUGUGCUGAACGCUGUGAUUGCAGCCAUGCAGAUGGCUGCCACCCCACCACAGGCCACUGCCGCUGCCUCCCUGGAUGGUCAGGUGUGCACUGUGACAGCGUGUGCGCCGAGGGACGCUGGGGUCCUAACUGCUCACUGCCCUGCCAUUGUAAAAAUGGGGCUUCUUGUUCUCCUGACGACGGCAUCUGUGAGUGCGCACCCGGAUUCCGAGGCACCUCUUGUCAGAGAAUCUGCUCCCCGGGGUUUUACGGACAUCGCUGUAGCCAGACAUGCCCACAGUGUGUGCACAGCAGUGGGCCCUGCCACCACAUCACAGGCCUGUGCGACUGCUUGCCUGGCUUCACGGGAGCCCUGUGCAACGAAGUGUGUCCCAGUGGCAGAUUUGGGAAAAACUGUGCGGGCAUUUGCACCUGCACCAACAACGGCACCUGCAACCCCAUCGACAGGUCCUGUCAGUGCUACCCAGGCUGGAUCGGCAGUGACUGCUCUCAGCCCUGUCCGCCUGCCCACUGGGGUCCCAACUGCAUCCACACCUGCAACUGCCACAAUGGAGCUUUUUGCAGUGCCUAUGACGGGGAAUGCAAAUGUACGCCUGGAUGGACGGGGCUCUACUGCACUCAGAGAUGCCCUCUGGGGUUUUACGGCAAGGACUGUGCACUGAUUUGCCGGUGUCAGAAUGGAGCGGACUGCGACCACAUCUCAGGGCAGUGUACCUGCCGCACGGGAUUCAUGGGACGGCUCUGCGAGCAGAAAUGCCCCGCGGGAACAUACGGCUAUGGCUGUCGCCAGAUUUGUGACUGUCUGAACAACUCCACCUGUGAUCACAUCACUGGCACCUGCUACUGUAGUCCAGGAUGGAAAGGAGCACGCUGUGACCAAGCUGGUGUCAUCAUCGUGGGCAACCUGAACAGCUUAAGCCGGACCAGCACGGCCCUUCCCGCUGAUUCCUAUCAGAUCGGUGCCAUCGCGGGCAUCAUCAUCCUGGUCCUUGUUGUGCUCUUCCUGCUGGCACUGUUCAUUAUCUACAGACAGAAGCAGAAGAGGAAAGAGUCCAGCAUGCCAGCGGUGACCUACACCCCUGCCAUGAGGGUCAUCAAUGCGGAUUAUACCAUUGCAGAAACCCUGCCUCACAGCAAUGGUGGAAAUGCCAACAGCCACUACUUCACCAACCCCAGCUACCACACACUCAGCCAGUGUGCCUCAUCCCCCCAUGUCAAUAACAGGGACAGGUUGACCAUUGCCAAGUCGAAAAACAACCAGCUCUUUGUGAAUCUUAAAAACGAGAAUCCGAGGAAGAGAGGUGCCUUGGUGGACUGCACGGGGACCUUACCAGCCGACUGGAAGCAAGGCGGCUACGUCAAUGAGCUUGGCACUUUCGGACUGGAGAGAAGUUACAUGGGAAAGUCUUUAAAAGAUCUGGGAAAGAACUCUGACUAUAAUUCCAGCAACUGCUCCCUAAGCAGCUCUGAAAACCCGUAUGCCACAAUUAAAGACCCACCUGCACUCCUGCCUAAAAGCUCCGAGUGUGGCUAUGUGGAGAUGAAGUCACCCGCGCGGAGAGACUCCCCAUAUGCGGAGAUCAAUAACUCAACUUCGGCCAACAGGAAUGUCUACGAAGUUGAACCUACAGUAAGUGUUGUUCAAGGAGUAUUCAGCAAUAAUGGUCAUCUCACCCAAGAUCCAUAUGACCUUCCAAAGAACAGUCACAUCCCUUGCCAUUAUGACCUGCUGCCAGUAAGGGACAGUUCAACCUCCCCCAAGACAGAGCAUGGUGGUGGUGGCGGUGGCGGCAGCAACAAUAGCAGCAGCAGCAGCAGCAGCAGCAGCGGCAACAGCGAAUGACAUCCAAGGAAUUCUGGGUGAGCGCUGGAACUCUUUCCAGGCCCGCUGUUGAGAUCUCCAUCUUCCAGUUGAUGCUGCAGAUGACGUGAACUAAUCCAAUAAGCAGUUGUUGGACACAUACCAGAAAGCUCCCGGCUGAGGCCGACGCCCAGCAUGGUGUGUUGUAAACAGGUGGUCUGGAAGGAGAGCACUUCAUCAUUUCGCAUUGCGGUUAGGUUAGGAGCUGCAAAGCCAGUGACUUAUUGUAAGAUGUUAGCUGAUGGGGUGAACUUGGCAAAACCUUUCAGAGACACAGGCUUGAGGGGACACUGUAAUUAUCCCUGGAAAAUUAUCGAUGUGUUGUCCUUACCAUCACAGAGACACCCCUAGGAUUGUUCAGGUUACCACACAUUUACUUAGUGACCAUGGAAAUUACUGAACAUGUAGGAGGCAAGGAACAUAUUCCCGGGUCCUUCUACAUCAUGUUUUUCCAUUUGGACUCGGUUUCAUAGGCAGUGUAUGAUCAUGGGAGGAAGCAGUCCGUCGGGCAGUAAAACUGCAUCAAUUUCUAAUAAACACCAGCCAUGGGAACAAAUCUAAAUACAAAAAGGUUUUGUUUUUAGAACGAGAAAUGUACAAUUAAAAUUAUUUUAGAUAUAGCAUAAGCAUUGGAGAAACCAGUACAUAAAUGUGAUAUUUCUGUUUGAUCUUUGGCCCAUGUUAGUUUCAUGACAUCAUUCUAAUUGCUGUCUCUGCCAUGCAUAUUCACCACGUCAGAUUCAUACCUUAUCAGUUAUUCAUAAAUACAAAGAUGCAAUGGUUUUAUUUUUGAUCGAGUGAGUGUGUGACGAGUGCCAGAGGGUGUACAUUUAAGUGUAAGAUGCUUGGGUGUGAUAAACCUUUAGUAAUACAUGCUGUAAUAUAGACUUAGAGGAAUGUUCUCCUUAAUUUUCCCCUAGAAGUGACUGAAAUAUUUUUGUUCAUAUUUGGGAAAAGGGCACUUUCCUUUUUAAUUGUUGAUUUAGAGAAACUAUGCUUAAGCUGGCCUUUUGCAUUGCUAAUGUGACAUGUACCCAUGCCUCUUUAGUUUGUAUUUUCAUUAAGUUGUAUAUUCUAUGUUUUGUAGUGUUUGGAUUGUUAAAUUGCAAGAAUAUGCUAUGGCCAUUGUUUGUUGCAUCAUUGCCAUUCAUUUUCUGCUCAAUACAAAUCCAUCGUUUUUCUUUUGGAGGGAGGAAAUGAAAAUAUACAAUUUGGACUUAUUAAACUGGCUGUUACUAACACAGUAUAGUAGCCGUAGGUACAUAGCAGAUCACUGGAAUGGAACUUUCUAGAGCCCACAGUGGAGCUCUUCUUUCCGUGGUUAAACUCAGGAAGGAGCAGGUACCACAGGUGACGUUACUAAGGACUUCCAUCACGGGGUUAUCGACAACUGACCAUCUAAACUGGAACACUUUUCAUAGUAAAUGCAGGCAUGACUAAAAAUCAUCCUGCAUUUGGUUUAAAUAUGAGCUGUUCCCUGCAGAUUAGAACAGAGGCUUGCCCGGCGCACACUAUUGCAGACACAUCUUUACCCCAGGGCUUUCAUCUCGUGAGAAUGCCAAUGUGAUACGGGAAAGCAUCACCACACACGAGCCUGCAGAGGACGGGAAAGGCGAUGUAAUAUCAUAGCAGAAUGUAGCAGUCGCUGAUGUUCUAAAGAUAGGAAACCCUACAUAGCCUUCUGCUGGAGUCCAUUCAUAAUGGCCUGCUCCGUGCCUGUCUCCUAGCGGGAGCCAUAAAGUAUUGGUCUGGUCAGUCUUCCAGGUGGAACAUCCUAUCAUUUUGCAUGCUACAUCUGUGCCUGUCAUGACGGGGUAAUUUGGUCAGGUGAAUAAUAAAUCUGCAGCAAACACACUUAGGGCAAUUUCUCUUUUAUUAGCUGGAGCAUACUUUAGAAACAAUUGAUUUUUUUCCCCCAGUAGUUAAGCAUUGACUGCUUCCUAGGGAACAAACAUUAAACAGACACAUGGGUUAGCAGCCACAGGAGUCCUUCUUGGUUAUAAAUGAAUAAAAAAGUUGAGCACUUGCUUUUUUCUCUUUUUGAGCAUGAGGGUAAGUUUGAGUUUUCCCUGUUACUCUCUGGAGAUAAGUUUAUAUUUUUCAUUCUACCAUUUGGGGGGAAAAAGAAAGCUUUGUGUGCAAAGGCGUACAAGGAAAGCCUACAGAGCAGAGGAAGACUCCAAAUGGCCGGCAGCAGCAAGCUACCCUGUAGAGUCUGACUGAGGCCGGCAUCCUAGACCGGCAUCCUAGACCCGCAUCCUAGACCGGCAUCCUAGACCCGCAUCCUAGACCGGCAUCCUAGACCCGCAUCCUAGACCCGCAUCCUAGACCCGCAUCCUAGACCGGCAUCCUAGACCCGCAUCCUAGACCCGCAUCCUAGACCCGCAUUCUAGACCGGCAUCCUAGACCCGCAUCCUAGACCCGCAUCCUAGACCGGCAUCCUAGACCCGCAUCCUGGACCUGCAUCCUAGACCGGCAUCCUAGACCCGCAUCCUAGACCGGCAUCCUAGACGGGCAUCCUAGACCCGCAUCCUAGACGGGCAUCCUAGACCCGCAUCCUAGACCGGCAUCCUAGACCCGCAUCCUAGACCCGCAUCCUAGACCGGCAUCCUAGACCCGCAUCCUAGACCCGCAUCCUAGACCCGCAUCCUAGACUGGCAUCCUAACACAAGCCGCUGUCCUGCCCCUUAUCUAGAGCUUAUCUAGCAGUUUCUGUGAGACUUUUCCUAAGUCAGAACACUUCAGAAUUCAGACAUUAUAAAUCCCACGUUCGUUGUCUUUGGAGAGGAAUCUAUUUUCUAGAGGUUUUGCUGUAAUUUCUCUCCAGUCUCCUGUGGCAGAAAGCAAAAAGCACCGAAUGAGCCUGCCAUGUCUUGCACGCGACAGCCAUAUGAGAAUGUGACGCCAGCCGCUACUCUUUGCCUAGAAGUCGAUGUUUUAAAAUUUCUCUCAUUUACUGCAUUACACCCAAACUUGCCCAAGUGAUAACACAUAUAUUUGCUCUCAUUAGGAGAAUAUGAUCAUUGUGGUUAGUUGUAUGAUAAGGGAAUUUUCAUAAUUAUUCACAGUGUUAGACAUGAGCCCAUCCCUGUAGAGUACUAGUAGCAGACAGAAUUCAAUGUGGUUAGCAAUGUUUCUGUGGGUAUUGACCAAGUACAGAAAAACUGACUUUAGAAGCUUGUAACAGAGCAGCACAGCGUGCCAUAGCCAAAUCCAUCAGCAUAAGGACCGCUGACUAGAGAAAUGCAGGCUACUUUAUGGAGAUAUGGUCAUUUGGACCUCAGUGGGCUGUAACAGUGGUCAGUCCUGGGGAACUUUUCAACCAAAUAUUAAAGUCCAACAUAAGCAUCAUAAUAUCACCAAUAAUUCACAUUGAUAUUGGAGCUCUACAAUUCAAGUAAGACAAAAAUCAUAACAGUUAAUUUAAGGGCUGUGGUUUUAAAAUAAUGAAUGUUCCAUCUCUGGGUAACAUGUCCUUAUUAUUUCAAUGAAACACUUAAGGGCUACUUUGAUUUUAAAGUUUUAAUACCAUGGACAUGUCCAGAGGCUUGGUGUGAAGUGGUUGGUUAUGAAGCAUGGGAUGACACACAGUAAGCUGCCCCAUAGAGCCCUGUUCGUUAUUUUGUCUCAGCUUUGUUUUGAUGUGAGCAAAUUGCAAAAUAUCUAUAUAUAUUUUAAAAGGAAAAAAAUUCCAACCGCAGUCUGGUUUACUUGGUAACAGCAAACAAAAUUAACGUUUUGAGUGUUAAGCUAUCUCUCUUUUCCAAAGAUGAUAAACCUCCUCAGCAUUGGUUUUGCUGUCAUUUAUUCUGCCAAGUAGGUUUAUAGAUGAA